Molecule: messenger RNA, 1470 nt
Organism: Fusarium pseudograminearum CS3096
Lineage: Eukaryota; Fungi; Ascomycota; Sordariomycetes; Hypocreales; Nectriaceae
Exons: 6
Coding region: 1-1470 (489 amino acids)
Molecular function (GO): protein binding
Source: RefSeq, a predicted model, not a curated record
AUGUCCAUCAUCGCAGACAGAGUCAGAGACAGGACCCUCACUCGAGAUGAUUUCAAGGACUUGACCAGUGGCGAUGAUAUCAACAAGCCAGUGGACGGCAAUACGCCCCUUGGUUAUGCUGUUUUGAACGGGGAUACUUACGCAGUCCGCCUUCUCAUUAACCACAAGGCCAGCGUCAAACGAAAGUCCCCCAAUGGUCUCUCUGUGCUCCAUAUGGCAGUUGAUGCCAAGGAGAAUGCAGCGCGGGUCGUCAAGAUCCUCCUUGAGAGCAAGGACAUCAAUGUAGAUGAAGAAGACGACUCCUUUCCCCAUGACACUCCUCUUAUGCGGGCGUUGAAGAAUAACCCGGAUCCUGUGAUCAUCAAAGCUCUCAAGGACCGUGGGGCGUCCGUCACCACCCCGAACAGCAAGGGCGAGACAGCGCUGGAUCUGGCAGAUCGCCUUCUCAACUCCAAAGCCAAAGAGGCUCUUGUUGCCCCGGAUCCCCAAAACCCAACCGGGAUCUCGCUUCCACGGUUCCUCGUUUCGUCGGCCUUCCUCUUGCUUGAUUACCUCUCGCCUCGCAAGUACCUGCAAGACAGUGUCAUCGCAGCCUUCAAGAUGAUCUACGAUCAGAUUGUUGUGCCUCGCAUGACGUCGCCGGUAUCAACAUACCCAAAGACGAAGCCUGAAUUGAAAGCUAUACUAGAGGAUGUUGUCGCAACGCAUGGCCUGGAGAGCUUUUUUGGACCCAACAGUCCGGUCCUGCAGAGUAUUCUCCUACAGGCAUAUACGGUUGUGAACAAUCCGGCUCUCAACCUACAGCUCACUUCUCAAGCCGUGAGUUCACAGUUCCACAUGGCUUUAUACCAGCCUAUCAUCUAUUGCGAUGACAGUAGAUCCAUGCUGGAGGAAAAUCGAUGGCCGACACAGGCUGACAUUGUCAGUGAGAUUGCGGAUAUAAUGUCACUGUUCUCGCCAAGUGAAAGAGGCACUCACAUCCGCUUCAUCAACAAGUCCAGCCCUGGCUUGGAUGACCUCAAGGGAGACGCCCUCAAAGCUCAGAUGAACUUCGCUCCGGACGGUAGCACCAAGAUUGGGACAAGCCUGAACAGCAAGAUUCUCGAGCCGUUCAUUUACAGCAAGACUAAUGUAGGAGCAGCUUUUGAGCGCCCAGUUCUUGUUAUCAUCAUCACGGACGGGUGGCCUACAGAAGAGCCGGUAGACACCCUGCAGAACGCCAUCAUUACCUGUCAGCAGAGAUUGCAAGCUGCCAAUCACCCUCACGAUGCUGUUAUAUUCUCAGCCAACCAGAUCGGCAGUGCACCACAAGCUGCCCAAUUCCUGAGCGGCUUGAUGGCAGUUAGCCAACAGCCGGCUUUCGAUGGUGUGCUCCGCGUCUCAGCAGAGAGAUUGGACACACAGUUCCAACAGCUGAGAAACAACAGAGACGAUCUCUUUUACUGGAUUGAGAAAGUGUUGUUUGGCUAA